Molecule: messenger RNA, 1560 nt
Organism: Paraglomus brasilianum
Lineage: Eukaryota; Fungi; Glomeromycota; Glomeromycetes; Paraglomerales; Paraglomeraceae
Source: the annotation of a GenBank genome assembly
AUGGAUGAAGAAAUUCUGUCAAACGUGAAGGCCCCAACUACUGCAUUCUUUCUAAUGGGUGUGUCGGCCUCGGGCAAAUCAAGCAUUGGCAAAAUACUCUCUGAAAAACUCGCUCUUUCUUUCAUAGACGGAGAUGACUUGCAUCCGCAAUCAAACAUACAGAAAAUGUCAUCGGGCAUCCCACUUAAAGAUGCCGAUAGAUUGCCAUGGCUUGAAGCGGUUCGACAACAGACUCUCACGAAUAUGAAUGACGGAGAGCAUACUUUCGUCGCAUGUUCCGCAUUAAAAAAGAAAUAUCGUGAUUUUCUCAGAGAUAUGCCUGAUACGAAUGUGUGGUUCAUCUACUUGAAGGGUAAUAUGAAAGUGUUAAAGGCAAGAAUGGACAAACGGAAAGGACAUUUCAUGAAACCGAGUAUGCUAAAGUCUCAAUUCGAGGCCCUAGAAGAACCCAAUAGGGAAGAAGACAGAAUAAUCGUAGUCAACGUUGAUGAUAGGACAAUCGAUGAGACUGUCAAUCAUAUUGCCAAUAUUCUUCACCCAAUAAUCGGAUAUGCGAGAAUGCAACGCUUCCGCGUCACCGUACAGCGCGAGACUAUCGAAGCCAUACGCACUCUCCAAUAUAGCACCGACACUGGUAAACUUGUCCAGCUAGACGAGUCCAAACUUGCUGCCGAAAUUGAAAAAGCGGCACUCUAUCAGGAUGCAUCCAUUAUCACUCGAGAAGUGAUACUCGAAAAGCAAGACACUCCAGUAGUAACAGUAGUCAAUGGAGACUGUUUGGUGGAAGCAUUAGAGUUGAAGAAGAAAGGGUUUAAUCCAAUUGUGCUAAAUAUGGCCUGUCCCACGGUUCCUGGUGGUGGCUAUGGCCAUGGCGCUGGAGCGCAGGAAGAGAAUUUGUUUAGAAGAACUAACCUAUUUCGGUAUCAUGAACCAAAGAGAAAGGAAUGGUACCCUCUCCCUCAAACGGGUGGCAUAUAUUGUCCAAACGCAAUAGUAAUACGCAAUAGCGAACAACUAGCGUACGGCUGGUUAGAAGAACCAGAAACUAUGUCAUUUGUGGCUGUCGCUGCCGUGAGACGACCCAAAAUUAUUCGUGGUAGAUUUGGAGAACCGACUUUGACGGAUCAGAAUAAAGCCUUGACACGCGACAAGAUCAAAGCUAUAUUAAAUAUAGGAUUAGACAAUGGCCACGAUGCGAUAGUCCUCAGUGCGUUCGGUUGCGGAGCAUUUUGUAACCCGCCAACGACGGUAGCUCAACUAUUCUGGGAAGUAAUUUCGAGCAAAUAUGCUGGUGGUGAGGAACAACCAAAGACCUAUCGUCACAUAGUUUUCGCUAUAUUUGAUGACCACAAUGCUAAUCGUCGACAUAAUGACGAGGGCAAUCUGUUGCCAUUCCAAAGACGUUUUGCAGAGGGGUUGGGUGGCCCCGAUCGUAUAGUUGUCCAUCGUGAAGAAAAAGAAGAUCAGGGACGUAAUCACAAGGAGACGAAUCAGCGUGGGGAAAAAAAUAAUGGGAAACGUAAUAGUAAUAGUUUUUUUUCACGGCGACCGUCUAAAUAA